AUGGGAGCAGAGAAGAUCUUUGACAAUAAAGAUUCAUCUUUGGAGACUAAAGGCCAAGUCUCCACGGUGGGUUUGCAAAUGAAACUGGAAUUACUCCAGCGUAAGUUGUGGAUGACUGCCCAGCAGCCUAAUGACACAGAUUGUAGCAGUGUGGAUGGCCAGUGUCCCUUGAGCUGCCAGGAUGAGAAUCUCAGUUGUUUCCUCAUUGAUAAUAACGGAUUCAUACUUGUUUCUAAAGUUUCCAAACAGAUUGGAACAUUUUUCGGAGAGGUGGAUGGCUCAGUUAUGGCUCAGCUCAUAAACAUGGGAAUGUUCAAAAAGGUGAAAAUGUUUGAUUACCAAGCCAUGUGUAAAUCGUCCCACCAUCACCACAGUGGUGCCCGCCCUCUUCUUAGUCCGUUUUAUGCCUUAUUGGCAGCAGUAAAGUGGCUGAUAACUGAUUGCCUCUUAUUCCUUUUGGAAUUCAACAUAUCUAAUUUCUGGCACACAGACAACUUCGCUGAUGCUAAGUCUGUCUUCCAUCAUGCUCACAAGCAUAAGAAGCAUGACACACUGCAGCCAUGUGACACAGAAUAUCCAGUAUUUGUAUAUGAACCUUCUAUCAAAGAGACCAAUGGGAUCAUUGAAUGUGGAGAUUGUCAGAAGAUGUUUGUGGUGCAGCAAAUUACCAGAAGCAACCUCUUGUUCCUGGUUACAGAUACUGCCUGUGAUUGCAGCAUCUUCCCUCCUGUUCUCCUGCUUCCUAAAGAAGUCAAAUAUAUCCUUCUGCUGAACAAAGGUUUUGCUGGACUCUACAGCACUGUCACAUUUCAGCUGCUAAGUAAUAAUAGACACAGAUUGCCCAAAGGCUUAGUAAGUGAUGACUGGCCAAGAAAACUCCUAGGCUAUGAAGCCAGCCCUGAUGGCUGA
Messenger RNA from Pogona vitticeps (central bearded dragon), 909 nucleotides. The record is from RefSeq and is a predicted model, not a curated record. NCBI's taxonomy places the organism in Eukaryota, Metazoa, Chordata, Lepidosauria, Squamata, Agamidae.